UAUAAUAAUAGUAAUCUCUUCAUUCUCUCUCAUACUGGUAAUUGGUACGGUACUAAAUACAUGUUAAAUAUACGUUCUACUAAUAACCUAAAAUAUAACAAUAGUAAUCUCUUCAUUCUCUCUCCUACUGGUAAUUGGUACGGUACUAAAUACAUGUUAAAUAUACGUUCUACUAAUAACCUAAAAUAUAAUAAUAGUAAUCUCUUCAUUCUCUCUUCUACUGGUAAUUGGUACGGUACUAAAUACAUGUUAAAUAUACGUUCUACUAAUAACCUAAAAUAUAAUAAUAGUAAUCUCUUCAUUCUCUCUCCUACUGGUAAUUGGUACGGUACUAAAUACAUGUUAAAUAUACGUUCUACUAAUAACCUAAAAUAUAAUAAUAGUAAUCUCUUCAUUCUCUCUCCUACUGGUAAUUGGUACGGUACUAAAUACAUGUUAAAUAUACGUUCUACUAAUAACCUAAAAUAUAAUAAUAGUAAUCUCUUCAUUCUCUCUCCUACUGGUAAUUGGUACGGUACUAAAUACAUGUUAAAUAUACGUUCUACUAAUAACCUAAAAUAUAAUAAUAGUAAUCUCUUCAUUCUCUCUCCUACUGGUAAUUGGUAUGGUACUAAAUACAUGUUAAAUAUACGUUCUACUAAUAACCUAAAAUAUAAUAAUAGUAAU
This is a messenger RNA of Lottia gigantea (owl limpet), 666 nucleotides long. RefSeq lists its product as hypothetical. NCBI's taxonomy places the organism in Eukaryota, Metazoa, Mollusca, Gastropoda, Lottiidae. The record is from RefSeq and is a predicted model, not a curated record. The transcript has a single exon. The annotation marks the transcript as partial.